GAUUUAAAUUAAUUUCAAACAGGUGCCUAUACCUCUCUAAACAUAUAUACACUCCACAAAUUUUUUGUUUUACCUGCAAAGUCUCUAAUUGUGUGGUUUGGUUCGGUUCACCCGGAAUAGGAAAUUACCAAGUCUGAUUUCGUUAAAUUUUAAAUUAUUUUAAAACAUAACGAUUAAGGACUUCAACGAGGAUUUUAAUACUUAAUAAAUUCUAAACUUCACGAAUUUUCCUUGAUGUGGACAAGUAAAAGUCAUAAAAAGUGCAGUUAAUUAGUAUGCCCAUCAAAGCUUGCGCGAGCCAUGGCAUUUGUGGCACUCAACGACCCUUCCGCACCCAUUGAAAAUGUUAUUGCAAAAUCUCUUGAUGAUUCGGGAUACAAAAAAUGCUCAGGAGAAAUUAAGACUCAUUUCAAAAUUGAAACACCCGCCACGGUAACCACGCCCCUACGAAUGGCAGAAAAUGAUGACGAAAUUGAGGCCCAAAAUCAAGAUAUGGAAGCCAAUGGAUUAUCAACUUUAUGUAAACCACUCAUCCGACAUCGGAAAAUUGCUGGAAUUUGUUUGUUCGUGGUCCUGGCAGCCGCAGUGGGAUUGGGAUUAUAUAUUUCAAGAUCGAAUGAUCCUGUCAAGAAAGAACAAGAAAGUGAAACUCAACCCGAUGACGUCCAGAAAAUACCAAAUUUGAUCAUUUCUGAAGUCUCCUCUGGCAUAAUUGAAAACUUACGUCGUCGAAAACCUGGCUACAGUCUGUCUUUUCAAGCUUCUGGCUUAUCACCUCGUGACAUAUAUGACAUUUUCGACGCCAUGAAAGACGGCGUCGUAGUUUUGACUAUUGAUUUCGACAUAUUUCUUGAAACUCAAGAAACUUGCGUUGACAUGUCGGGAUAUCUGGAUUCCGACAGUAUUAUUGAAAUGAUAAAUGUAAAAAAUAUUACCAUCUUACGGCCUAAUGUAUGUUUUUUUCAAUCAAACGUGGCCCAAUUUUUAACCUUCACUAAAAAACUGCAAAACGCGGAAAUUGGAAUUGGAGAUGACCCCAUAAUACGAAAGAUGACGGUCUGGUUAAACGAGUCUAGUCCUGGAGUCGCUAUUAAUUCGACCUGAAAGAAGGUUUUUUAAAUUCGAUGCACAUUUGCAUGUGUAUCUUACAAAUUUCCAGCUUGUUUUGUUCUGCUAAUGUCAAGGUGACAAAAGAUUAGGGGUCGCGUACGCGACCAAGUGUCAAACUUGAUUAGAUGCACGUGUAUCUACAUGUGACCUCCCCCCCAAACCCCAGUCAGUGCAAGUACAUGUAUUCAUGUUUGAAAUAAAUUUGCAUGCAUAUAGGGUUGCCGCGGGUAACGGGUCGGGUACCCGUUACCCGCAUACCCGCACGAUUCUUGCGGGUACCCGUUACCUGCGGGUAGUGAGAACUACCCGCACGGGUAACGGGUAGUUCAGUUUUUAUUUAAUUUUCUACAUAAAUCAGUUCACAAAGAAAGUUCGCAGCAAGUUAGUCCAUUUACCAACAGUAGCGUCAAUUUAUUAUUUUUCCAUUUCAAAAUUUGUCAUUUGCCAGCAAAAAGCGUUUAUAGCUAGCGUCACGUUUCGGAAGCCACACAAGCCUAUGCCAGCCUCAAAUACUUUUCACGUCCAGAAAAUGGUCAAUUAUUGUUUCUCAAGCAUAGUUUGCCUGCCCUAAAAUACAAGUAAUAAUUUGACUUGUAUUUGUGUGUCUUUAGGGGUAAGUACAUAAGGACGUCAGUCUUAUAAGACUGACCACGUUUUAAUUUGUGCUCUGAAGAUGAAAAGCCUGAAUCCGAUUGAAAGCAAAAAAUUAUUUGCAGACAAUUUUUUUGAAUGAAAACUUCAUCUAAAUUAAAAUUUGAAAAAAUCAAACUCACAACUCAACCUUUUUCAGGCUAUACCAAGAUUGCUCAACGAAUAUCAAAAAGUCAGGUAAAAAAUUAGGAAUCGCGUGAUACUCAUCUUUCUGUUGAAUGGCCCCUUCGAAGACAAAUAUUAGCGGCAAAGUUCAAUUUUUAAGUAAGUGUUCUGUGUCUUUUUCCUCCACUGGACGAAAACCAUGGUGGACUUUGAACUCUGCCCCAGCAAUAGUUUCCUCUAAAUGGGCCAUUCAACGGAAAAAUAAGUGUCAUGUAAUUCAUAUUUUGUGACUUAAUUUUUUGACAUAUGUUCAUAAAUCGCUAAGAAAUACCGGUAUAACUUGAAAAACGAUCCAAUAUAAGCCAAAAAGUUUGGUUUCGGAAAUAACGUAAGACAUCUACGAGCAAAUUAUGGCAUGCGUUACUUGCAUAGCAUUAUCUCAAAGUACAUAUAAACCAAAACGAAGAAAUAAUUGAUCAAAUCAAAUUUAUUCUGAAGCUUGGUUAGUUUUUAACUUAAUUCUCAUAACGGGUAGCGGGUAGCGGGUACCCGCACGGGUACCCGUGCGGGUACGGGUAGUUCUGCUGCGGGUAGCGGGUCGGGUAACGGGUAGCAUUUUCGCUACCCGCGGCAACCCUACAUGCAUAUGUAUUAAAGUUGAGGCGAUGCGCUCCAUCGUUUAGCUACAGUGAUAUAAUAAGUAUGUCUUGUGCAUUUAUGUACACAAAGCUAUCGUCACGCAGCUUUAAAUGCAUACACAUGUACGUUGAGCUUGAUAAGCAGUUUGAUAAGGACGAAUAGUUAUACAUAUUCAUGUAUGUAUGGCUAUCUUUAACGUGAUCUAUGGAUCGUUGCCAAAACCAAACUUUUGGACAAUGAGAAUUUGAGAUUCGGCAAAUUAACUGUUAAUAAUUUUGACCAUUCGGUUCUGUAUAAUUUGCAAUAAGUAAAUUUGGUUGUUUUAAAUCCUGCCAAUAUGAUUAGUCCAAUUUGGCAGCGAUUCAAAUUUACCUAAUUCACAAAAGAAGUUUUUAGUCUCCAAUUGCAUGCAUAAAUGUAAAAUUUUUCUUUCUCUUAUAGAACUGUUGAAUUUGUGGUUUGGUUCUGUUCGCUCAUAAAGAAUUUGCAAUUAGGUUUUUUGUAAUGUUUAAACUCUUUUUGAUUGCAAUUGUUUUGUCUUUUCACAUCAUCGUUGUUCUUAAUCGAUAACUUUAAUAUUUACUGAAACCUAGAGUUCACGCAUUUUUCUUGGUCAGGCAAGCAAAAGGUAUAAACGUUUACCUAAAUAAGUUGACUCAAUGCAAAAAAUGAAGAAUCAAUUGCGAAACUAAUAUACAUAGUGUGUACCUAGAUAUUUGUAAAAUCUAGGGUAAUAUUAAACUGACUGUUUAUUAAUUUUUGCAAUAUUAUCAAUAAAAUUGAUGACCAAUUCGUCGAAAGAAAAAAAA
This is a messenger RNA of Folsomia candida, 3314 nucleotides long. RefSeq lists its product as uncharacterized. The record is from RefSeq and is a predicted model, not a curated record. The transcript is spliced from 5 exons. NCBI's taxonomy places the organism in Eukaryota, Metazoa, Arthropoda, Collembola, Entomobryomorpha, Isotomidae. Bases 301 to 1104 code for a protein of 267 amino acids.